Folsomia candida is the source of this 1915-nucleotide messenger RNA. Its product is annotated as venom carboxylesterase-6. Bases 111 to 1829 code for a protein of 572 amino acids. The record is from RefSeq and is a predicted model, not a curated record. NCBI's taxonomy places the organism in Eukaryota, Metazoa, Arthropoda, Collembola, Entomobryomorpha, Isotomidae. The transcript is spliced from 11 exons.
GAUGAAGAAUGCCCACAAACAAAUUUACGAGUCUUUUUGGUCCAAGUAUUAGUGAAGAACAUACAUGCGAAGUAUUUUACAAUAAUUUUUACUAACCGAAAAUUUUGGAAAUGGGGACGUUCUGGGGGGUAUUUUUACUCGCGUCUUAUAUAAUUGGAGCCUCGGCUGAGGAGAGUUCCGUAAUUGUCGACUCAUUACUGGGAAAAUUAGAAGGAACGACCUUUCUUUCAAGGGCAGGACGUGAGUAUUACGCUUUUCGUGGCGUUCCGUUUGCUGAAAAGACGGAAAGGUUUCAGGUUUCACAGCUUUCUAAGCCAUGGACCGGUGUGAAGAAAGCUACACAAUUUGGAAAUGUAUGCCCACAGUUUGAUAUCUUUGAGAAGGUCUUCACAGGGGAUGAGGAUUGUCUUUUCUUAAAUAUCUACACCCCCAUUAACAAGAGUGACCUCGUGGAAAAUGGGAAAAAGCUUCCGGUAAUGGUUUGGUUCAACCCCGGCGGAUUUACAUUUGGGAAAGCUGACUUUGAUCCAAAAUUUUUUAUGGACGAAGAUAUAGUUUUAGUAACUUUCAACUAUAGGAUGGGAGCAUUUGGAUUUUUGGAUACCGGAGAUGAUGCAAUUUCAGGAAAUUUAGGAUUAAAGGACCAAGUAGUUGCUCUUCAAUGGGUCCAAAAAACAAUUUCAUCGUUUGGAGGAGAUUCCUCGAAAGUUACAAUUUUUGGUUGCAGUGCCGGGGGUGCUUCUGUGCAUUAUCACAUGUUGUCACCAAUGAGCAAAGGAUUGUUCAGAAAUGCUAUCUCACAGAGUGGAUCAGUUCUGGCGCAUUGGGCAAUUCAACGGGAUCCAGCAGGUACCUCCAAGUUUAUUGGAGAGGAUUUAAAAUGUCCAACCGCAACAUCCCACGAGUUGGUGGAUUGCUUGAAGACAAAGACGGUGCAAGAACUUCUGCAGGCUCAUCUAAAUGGCGUUAAAUGGUUUAUGCUGCCAUUCAACAUACUUGCGCCAAGCGUUGAGAGCAAAAACUCAAAACAGCCUUUAUUUCUGGAAAGCGACCCGUUGUCUUUGAUCACAAAUGGAGAAUUCCAUCGUGUUCCAUGGAUUUAUGGAUUUACUGAAGAUGAGGGAGCUCAAUUAUCCACUUCUAUAAUAAUGAGUGAAACACAUUUAUCUGAAAUCAAUGAAGACUGGUCAAGAGUAAUGCCCAUUGCUUUGGGCUAUGAUUUCAUAGCGGACAAAGAAGUUCGGGACAACGUUUCCAGAAAAUUGUUGACCCAAUAUUUUGGAAAUGAAGAGAUCAGUGAAGAAACGUGGGCGAGUUUCACACAUUUGUUUUCUGACCGCUUUUUUAUUCAUCCGGCUGAAAAGGCUGCCCGAUUGCAAGCACAAUUUACGGACAUUUAUCCAUUCGAGUUUACAUUUCCAGGAGAAGAGGAUUCCCCACUUUUGAAAAACUUUUAUGGCAUUUCAGGAGAAUAUGGAGUGGGCCACACUGACGAGUUGCAAUAUCAAUUUAGCGGAGCGUAUGGAGCUGUGGAGCAUGUCGACCAACACAAGCAUGAAGUUUAUGAAUUUUCUCAAAACUUUGUAAAGCUUUGGGCUAGUUUUGCUACUGACAAUAAGCCAACUUCCACUUGGAAAAACGAAAUGCAGUGGAAACCAAUUCCUAGGGAUGUCGGGGAUGCUCCAAUACAAUAUUACCAAAUCGCUGGUAAGACGAGUAGUGUGAAUAAUCCUGGCCGUCAUGAACGCAUGCAAUUUUGGGACAAGUUGAAUGUUGACAACGUGGAUAUGAAAAUUACUCCCAAAAUUCACAACAAAAUAGAAUUGUAAUAAUAAAGUGCGUUUUCUAAUAUUUUCUCACUAUUUUGCAAACUAUCAAAUAAAACAAGAGAUUUAUAAUGUACAUCUAAUCAAAA